AUGAAAGCUCAAAUGCUGAAAUUCAUUUCGAAUAUAAAAUACAAAAUGUAUAUUCUGGAUGCAUUCCCUGCAAUCGAUCGAUGGAAGAUUCCAAGAAUCGGAUUCAUGAUGAGAAAUGGAACAGAUCCGGUGGCUAUUGAUAAUAUGUUGGUCCGCCGAACAUCUGACUACUUCAUGUCCCGCAAACGGUAUGCUCAACUUUUGAAAGACUGCGGAGAGAAGUGUAUCAUGAUAGAUUAUGUACCAGAGUUCUACAAAAGAAGCACCAAUACAUUCCGAACGUUCGACAAGAAGGGAUUCUCAUAUUUCACCACUGAAAUGCAUUUAACGCCUCAUGGGAUUGAGAAAAUUAGACACAUUUGGAAAGAUAUUUGUGGAAAACUGCAAAACUAA
Molecule: messenger RNA, 393 nt
Organism: Caenorhabditis remanei
Lineage: Eukaryota; Metazoa; Nematoda; Chromadorea; Rhabditida; Rhabditidae
Exons: 2
Coding region: 1-393 (130 amino acids)
Biological process (GO): polysaccharide biosynthetic process
Cellular component (GO): membrane
Source: RefSeq, a predicted model, not a curated record